Messenger RNA from Cydia pomonella (codling moth), 8108 nucleotides. RefSeq names its product NFX1-type zinc finger-containing protein 1-like. The coding region runs from base 186 to 6746 and encodes 2186 amino acids. Lineage: Eukaryota; Metazoa; Arthropoda; Insecta; Lepidoptera; Tortricidae. Gene Ontology annotation, molecular function: zinc ion binding; helicase activity. Gene Ontology annotation, cellular component: nuclear RNA-directed RNA polymerase complex; nucleus. The transcript is spliced from 28 exons. Gene Ontology annotation, biological process: regulatory ncRNA-mediated heterochromatin formation. The record is from RefSeq and is a predicted model, not a curated record.
CACUGUCAGUCAUGUCAUGUUCCUCCUUGAUAGAAGGCAAUUAGUUUGUGUACUUAAUUUUAAAUAAUUUAUAGGAGAAAUAUUUGGUGGUGAAAUAAGAUUCUCUCAUCGAGAUGAAAUUGUUUUAUGAGUUAUGAAGAUACGAAGGAAUAUAUUUUUUGUAUAGUCCUGAGGCAAAAUCAGCAAUGGACGACAAUGGCGACCCAGGUCCGUCGUGGCGAGGACGUGGAGGCAAAAGCAACAGACGGCCGUGGCACAGACCGCACCUGGGCAGAAGCCGGGAAGUGGGCCCGCCAGCAAGAGACCGCGACCGCUCCCCCAGUCCCGAACCCUACGGCCAUCAUAAACGGAACCAACAAUAUGAGCAAAGCAGACGACGAAACUUUAGCCACACGUCUCCGCCUCGAAAAAGGUUCAAAGCGGAUCCUCGGUUAAAAGAUGAAAGUCACGAUAUGGACGAACCUUACAAAUACCCUAAUCGACAUCCUAGAAACGGUUCAUUCCGCUACAAGCACAAUCUCCAAAGAAAUGAUCGGCACUAUUAUUAUAGAGAUAGACCAAUGGGCUUUAAAAUGCUUCAGGAAAUAUCUCGAUGCGAGAGCACAACUAUCAUUGAAAAGAUUAACCAACAGAAGAAUUGCUUCAUGCACCUGUUAAACACACCUGUUGACUCAAAGAAAAACGAUGUCUUCGCAUUAGUCCUUGAACUGGUGACAAAUGUAUGGAAGUCUUCAUUUGAGGAAUCAAAGAAACUGCUUCUUUUGGAAGUAUGCAACACUAAAUUUAUCGACCACUUACAACUCUACUUGAUGCAAUUACCGUAUACAAUGAGCCCAGAAGACAAGUUUUUCAACAAAUACUACUGGACUAGGGAAAAGGAAUUUUGGAGUCAUUUCAUCAGUUUUUGCGAGUGUCUUAUAACCGUGUCGCCGGCGACGGCGGGGCAAAAGUGCCGUGCGCUGAUCGAGGCUACGAGCAAGAGCUGUCUGGAGGGCUUGAAGGAGAAGCAAGGGUUCGAGUUGCCGGAAGAAUACACGGCAAGAAUGACCGAGAUACGAGACAGCAUCAAAGUCUGCGAUAAGGGGGAAAAGCAAGCACUAAAGAGACGAAAAACAAAUGAAACGGAUGAGCCACCGGAAAGUUUCCGAGAACUAAGCGUGUUGCCCUCGGGCGCCGAGCUGCUGGAGCGGCGGCCGUUCCUACGGCCCAACGUCGUGGAGGGCGCGUACGCGGACGUGGAGCACUACCUGGACGUGCAGUUCCGGCUGCUGCGGGAGGACUGCUUCGGACCGCUCAGGGAAGGAAUACACCAAUAUAUUGAAGAACCAAAGAAAAGAAAAUACGAUCACAUACGUGUGUACCAAAACGUGAAAUUUUUGGAACCCUACGUUUCCAAUCAAAAAGUUGGUUCCAUCGUUUUACUUGACGAGGGUAUUAUGAAGAUGAUAAAUAAAGUGAACUGGGCGCACAGCAAACGGUUCCUGUUUGGGACCCUCGUGUUGUUUACCAAAGAUCACUGCAAGAGCUUUCUCGUCGGCACCAUCUUGGAACGCGAUGAAAAAUUCCUGCGCAAGAGACAGUUACCUGUCAAUAUUGUGAACUUGACAAUGGAUUCCAACAUGUAUAACGACGAUGCCUAUAUCAUGAUAGAGUGCGAAGUUUACUUCGAGCCUUACUAUCACGUGCUGAAAGCUCUUCAGGAUCCCAGCUUCCCGGAGCACAUGUCGAUGAGCAAAUAUAUUAUUGAUUUACAAAAAGUUCCAGAGAAACCAGCAUAUCUCACUCCGGAAACUGUUUAUAAAGUACAAACAAAACACCAUGAUUUCCGUAAGGCCUUUACAGUUCUUCAAGAUGAUACUUGGCCAUCGGAUAUAGAGCUAGGGUUAAACAGCACCCAAUACGAAGCUUAUAAACUGGCUCUCACCCACGAGUUCGCCGUGAUUCAGGGCCCGCCGGGCACCGGUAAAACCUUCCUCGGGGUCAAAGUCGCGGAAACUUUACUUAGAAAUGCGCCAUUCCCUAAAGACAAAUGUUGUAUGCUUGUUAUAUGCUACACGAAUCAUGCCCUUGAUCAAUUUUUAGAAGCUAUGUUGCCGCUCACUCAUUCUUUAGCCCGGAUCGGGGGCAGAUCACGUAACGAAACGUUACAUCAAUUUAAUAUAAAUAAUUUAAGACGCUCGCAAACUGAUAGUGGUUAUUACCAUGCACGUAGAAUCGACUUAAAAAUGCAAAUAAAUUCACUAGAACACGAAAAAUCCCGAGCUGAUGAGUUGUAUUUGGGAGUGUUGAGUUAUAAGACUGUAGCAGCAUACAACGAAGAGUGUAAAAUCCUUGAGAUAUUUUACAGGGGAAGUGGUAUUAAAGACACUUUGAAACAUUGGCUUUUUGAAGAAGUAGAUGAUAUUGAUUUAGAACAAGCCUUAUUAGAACAACAAAUUGGCAAUGUAGUUCCCGACGAACACUAUGCAAGCGUUGGCGCUGACAUAGAUGCUGAUUAUGACAUAUUUGGCAGAGAUGAACUCUUUUUCGAUGAUUUAGAGGAAGGUGAAAUUAGAAAAGAUUAUGCAAUUGGAAAAGAUAAUGAUGAGAUUCGAAGAGAUGAAAACCGAAAAGAAUUUAUUAACAUUACCACAUCUUUCUCGCUACCUGAUAAAGAAAGAGAAAUAAAAACACUCAUUAGAAAGUAUCAAGAUCUACAAAACCAAGGAUGUCCACGUCAUGUAUUAAGGGAGUUAGACGCAGAAAUAUGUCAUCUGCAUUCGGAAGUAAAACGUUUUAAAGAUAUGCUGGUAUACCGUUCUCGAACUCCAAGAUUUCCUAUCACCGAGGAACAAGAUUUGUCCUCCGUGUCUCUUGUAGAACGCUGGUCCUUAUACUUUAAAUGGGCACACGUAGUUAUGGAUGACGUAAAGAAAAAGAUUAAAACAAAAGAGGUGAAUUUGCAAUCUUCAGCAGUGGCAUACGAAGAGGCUAGGAUGAUGGUUGAUCUGGCAGUAUUGAAGGAAACCAGAGUCGUUGGAAUGACCACUAGCGGGGCAGCGAGACUCCGAAAGUUGUUGGUAGCAAUAGCUCCACCAAUAGUUGUGGUAGAGGAGGCCGCUGAAGUACUGGAAUCGCAUAUAGUGACGUCUCUCACGAAAAGUUGCCAGCACUUGAUUCUCAUAGGAGACCACCAGCAGCUGCGGCCGUCGGCGGCGUACAUGCGGCUGGCGCGGCACUACCAGCUCGAGGUGUCGCUGUUCGAGCGCAUGAUCCGCAACGGCGUGCACAGCCGCCGGCUCGGCGUGCAGCACCGCAUGCGGCCCGAGAUCGCCGCGCUCGUUUCGCCGCACAUCUACCCCGACUUGCAGAACCACCGCUCCGUCGAGGACUUCCCGCCCGUGCGCGGCGUCGCGCACAAUCUCUUCUUCUUUUCACAUGACUAUAGAGAACAGAGCGAAGACGACAGUUCGAGUCGAUCAAACACCCAGGAAGCAGACUUGGUGCUCCGACUGGCAAACUACUUGAUGCAACAAGACUACGCUCCGGAAGAAGUCACCAUUCUCGCCGUCUACUCAGGCCAAAUGUUCUACAUGCGAAAACAACGGCCGUACUACGCAUAUCUCUCAAACGUGAAGAUCACAGUCCUGGACAACUACCAGGGCGAAGAGUCGAAGAUCAUCCUGUUGUCGCUGGUGCGCAACAACGACCACGACAGCAUCGGCUUCCUGGGCACCGAGAACAGGAUCUGCGUCGCCUUGUCCAGGGCAAGGGAAGGUUUAUUCAUAUUUGGAAACAUGGAAUUGCUCAAAGGAAAAUCAGCUCUGUGGAGCAACAUUGCUACAACUUUGGAGAGCAACGGGUCUAUAGGAACAAGUUUGAAACUUAGAUGUGAAAACCACGGUGAAGAAAUAACUAUGAUCACGUCAGUGGAUGACUUCAAUAAAGUUCCCGAAGGCGGCUGUCUACUGAACUGCAAAUACAACCUACCGUGCGGGCAUCCCUGCCCACGCAUCUGUCAUACAUAUGACCUGGUUCAUGGAACUAUACAAUGUACAAAAACAUGUGAAAGAAAAAUCUGCGAAAGAGAAGAUCACAAGUGCCCUUUUAAGUGCGCUAAGGAAUGUCAGCCGUGCCAACGACUGGUCGAUAAAGCGCUUCCAUGUGGCCACAAUAUGACUUUGCGAUGCUCCAUGGAUCCUAGCGAUCCUUCUAUCCAAUGCUUGGAGUCAGUUACUGUCACUUUACCUGACUGUGGUCAUAAGUUUACUGGAGAGUGUUACAUGAAGAUAUCUGACGUGAGGUGCCAAGAGAAGUGCACUAAUAGACUCAAUUGUGGCCACGCUUGCCUCAGAAAAUGUCACGUAAAUAAUGACCCGGACCACGAGCACUACAUAUGCAGGAAGCCGUGUCCAAAAGCGAAGAAGGGCUGUACGGCUAAUUUGGAAGGAGACUUAGGUGAGCAUAAGUGCUCCCGUUUAUGCUGGGAAGAAUGUGUCCAGUGCUACGUCCGGAUUGUUAAAAAAAGGUCCGAUUGUGGCCACUUGAAGAAAGUUGCGUGUUACAAGGACGUGAAUGCAGAUCGUUGCCGCGAGAAGUGCGCGCGCUUGCUGCCUUGCGGCCACCACUGCAAGAAACUGUGCUGCGAGGAAUGUGGAGAUUGCAAGGAAAUUGUGACGAAGACGAUACCUAGUUGUAACCAUGAAAUAGAAAUUGAGUGCGGAAUAGAGGCUACCUCAGAUCACCAGUCAAAAUGUACCGAAAUUACAGACGACAAUCACGACGCACCCUGUGGCCAUAAGGUUCGGCUUCCCUGCAACGUGUAUCAAGCCGUCCAAACUGAGACUGCGUCGGUCGCAGAAAUUCUUUCAUACUGCAAUGCACCGUGCGGCGCCCUGCUCCGCUGCGGGCACGCAUGCGGCGGCUCGUGCUCCGGCUGCCGCCAGGGCCGCCUGCACCGGCCCUGCGCCGCGCGCUGCCACCAGCUCAACAUCUGCGGACACAGGUACGUAUGCGUGCACAGCGCCGUGUGGCGCGCUGCUCCGCUGCGGGCACGCAUGCGGCGGCUCGUGCUCCGGCUGCCGCCAGGGCCGCCUGCACCGGCCCUGCGCCGCGCGCUGCCACCAGCUCAACAUCUGCGGACACAGGUACGUAUGCGUGCACAGCGCCGUGUGGCGCGCUGCUCCGCUGCGGGCACGCAUGCGGCGGCUCGUGCUCCGGCUGCCGCCAGGGCCGCCUGCACCGGCCCUGCGCCGCGCGCUGCCACCAGCUCAACAUCUGCGGACACAGGUACGUAUGCGUGCACAGCGCCGUGUGGCGCGCUGCUCCGCUGCGGGCACGCAUGCGGCGGCUCGUGCUCCGGCUGCCGCCAGGGCCGCCUGCACCGGCCCUGCGCCGCGCGCUGCCACCAGCUCAACAUCUGCGGACACAGAUGCGAGGAGCCGUGCAACCAGGUUUGUCCGCCGUGCCGCCGGAGCUGCUCAGUCAGGUGUCCGCAUUCAGCAUGCGGCAGGCCGUGUGGCGCACCUUGCACGCCUUGCACAGAGACUCCGUGUGGUCGCUCUUGCGAGCAUUCGGCAUGCAAGCGCACAUGCGGCGCGCCGUGCGACCGAGCACCGUGCUCAGAGGCGUGUCCGCUCAUUUUGCCGUGCGGCCACGCGUGCCGCGGGCUCUGCGGCGAGCCCUGCCCGCCGGCCUGCCGCCUCUGCGACCCCGACGGCUUCCCCACCGACCUGCUUGGCGAUCCCUACGAAGAUGAUGCUAAGUUAAUCCAGCUACAGGAUUGUCCCCACAUAUUUGAUGUCGACACCCUGGAUACUUUAAUGAAGUGCGAAAAUGAAACCAUUCGAAUAAAAACAUGUCCAUGGUGCCGUGAACCCAUUAUCAAUACUUAUCGGUACAAAGACAUGGUAAACCAAUUGUUGAAGAAUGACAUCAAUCCAAUAAAAGAAAAAGUUUAUGGGACUGAACGGCAGAGGUCCAAAAUGCUACAGGAACUUCUUGUAAAAGUUAUGCAUGUAGUAAAAAGUCAGAAGCUGGCUAUGGGAAAUUGCCAUUGGGAGUCUGCAUACAAGGCAUUACGAAAUGCGGUCAGAAAAGGAAACAAAAGACUGUCAGUUCUCCACUUGGAUAUGUAUCACAUCUACUUGGAUUUAUUAGACAAUGUAGGACAGUACUACACAAAAUAUGUUGCUGAGAACUUAACAGAACUAAAAACUGAAAUGCAAGGCCAGGUAAAAAUGAUAUGCAGAGUUCUCUUGGCGAGUAAACAGAAGAUAAGCCAACAACAACAAGCCGACAUCGGAAAAGAGUUGAAGCGUAUGAAUUCGAUUGUUCAAUUGGCUAAGAUUCUUGGAUUAAGCAAAAACGCGACGAACCCUGAGGUGCUUGAAAUGGCGAAAACUGCAAAAGAGGCUGUAUUGACCUGGACUGUGUACGACGAAGAAAAAGCUGUGGAAUAUUUGAAGAAACUUGAAAAGGUUGUGGAAUUAUCGGGCAUCGCUAGCAAAGAGGAGCGUGCUAUGGUUGUAAGAGCAAUGGGAAUGAAGGCAGGACACUGGUACAAGUGUCCCAACGGGCACUUCUACUGCAUCGGCGAGUGCGGCGGCGCCAUGCAGCUGUCCAAGUGUCCGGACUGCGGCGCGGCGAUCGGCGGCCAGCGCCACACGCUGACGGCAGGCAAUCAGCACGCCAGGGAGAUGGACGGAUCGCAGUACGCUGCGUGGUCCGAGGAAGCCAACAAUAUGGCGAAUUUCAAUUUUGAUUAGGAUAAGCCCUAACUAUGGCAGGCCAGCUGCAUACGUUGACAGCGGGCAACCAACACGCCAGGGAGAUGGACGGCUCGCGGUUCGCUGCCUGGUCCACGGAAGCCAAUAACAUGGCUAUUUUCCAACUGGAUUAAAUCAUUAAUUGACGUUAAUGGACAGCGAUUUACAGCCGGGUGGAUCUAAGUUACAAGUUUAUACAAUCGCCAUUAAUAAUAUAGCCGGUCCUAUCUUCAUUGACUCCAAAACACAUUAAAAUUAGGCUUGGAAUCGCUAAUAUCGACUGUUAUCUAGUAUUAUUUUCUCUUUGUGUAAACGUAACUUUUUAUCAUUUUUCUUGUCCUUGGUAUCCGGAACUGAGUUAUCCCAGAUAAAGUUCCAAAUUAUUAAUGUCCAAAAGACUGGAACUUAACUUGCUCGUGCAUAUAAAAUAUGCCUUGAGAAACAAAGAAAGUAAUUUUAAAGUUAGGUUAGGGGGCGAGUUAGAGUCUGGCUAGCCAAAUAUUGUUGACAGAUAUCUCCUUGUGGUAUCACCAAUUGUCUAUGAUUAAAAAAAAAGCUAAUAGUCUGUUGUCAAUUUAUGUCAUUCAUUCAAAUUGUUCGCGGUUUUUAAGGGGUUUAUUUUAAAUAACGACUAUACCGAGUGAGGUCCGCAAACUAUUAUUUAAUAAAAUAAAAUAAUCACGACAAUGUGCGAAGUCGACGCGAAGCGUUGUAUAACGAAAAACUGCUAUGUUUACAAGACGUAAACAAUUUAGUAGGUUGGUGCUCUAUUAAUAUUUUGAUACUUUAAGUACUAGUUCUAACAUUUGCUUAUAACUUUGAUUAAGUACGUGAAUUUAUUAAUACCUGAAUCUCAUGAAUAAUCCUAAGUGUGUAAAGAAACGGAUAAACUAGAAGUUCUGGAAAAUAUCAAUAAAAUCAAAACAUUGGAACGUAACGAGUUACUGAAAACCAAUAUUUAGAAGAAAUUUGUGAAGUGACUGGGGAGUAGUUAGGUAUUUGAUACAAAAAUAUCUUGGCGAAACAUGUCUACAUAUGUAUUUGUACUUUACAUAGUGGUAGAAAUUAGGUGAGCUGAGUGCACGUCAACGUAUAUUUAACUUAUUUCCUUAGGCACCAUACGUGUGCACUGAAAAUAGAAAAUAUUUUCUAGUAUCAAAACUAUAAUUCCUACUACAUGAAAUGUGACCAGCCCAAGGUUUUUUGAAUUUCCCGCCAUAAAUUUGUGUAAUAUUUCAGUAGCCAGAAUCUAACAACCGUUAGCAUACGUUAAGUUGGUACACUGUAAUCUUAAGAUAUAGUUUUAAGAAGUCUACUAUUUCAAAAAUGUUAUUAAUAUUGAAUAAAUAUGUUUUCUUUAUA